Cuscuta epithymum is the source of this 1975-nucleotide messenger RNA. NCBI's taxonomy places the organism in Eukaryota, Viridiplantae, Streptophyta, Magnoliopsida, Solanales, Convolvulaceae. The record is from the annotation of a GenBank genome assembly.
ACAUCUUUCAAAAUCAAAGGAAAUUCAUAUAGGAGAUUUUUGUUUACAACUUUACAUGAGACUGAAGUCUCACGAAAUUCGCAUCCUCGGACCCUCUUCUUUCCCCUCCCUUGUGGGUUCAAAGCUGCAUAAACUUACGACUCCACCAAUCGCUCUGAAAGUCUGAAAAUAUCCAUCUAUCAUCAUCGUGUCCGUUAACAACCGUUAACUUCCACUCUGCCUUCCUCUCUCCCAGUAUAGGCAAUGGACUCAGGAGGGAACUCAUUAUCAUCUGGACCAGAUGGGAAGAAGCGGAAGGUAUGCUAUUUCUAUGACCCAGAAGUUGGGAAUUAUUAUUAUGGUCAAGGUCAUCCAAUGAAGCCACACAGAGUUCGGAUGACGCAUGCCCUUCUUGCGCACUACGGACUACUACAACAUAUGCAUGUACUGAAGCCUUCUCCUGCUAGAGAUAAGGAUCUUUGCAGGUUCCAUGCUGAUGAUUAUGUUGCUUUCUUGAAAAGCAUAACUCCAGAAACACAACAAGAUAAUCUUAGGCAGCUGAAGAGGUUUAAUGUUGGAGAAGACUGUCCUGUGUUUGAUGGUCUGUACUCCUUCUGUCAAACAUAUGCUGGUGGUUCUGUUGGCGGGGCAGUGAAAUUAAAUCACGGGAUAUGUGAUAUUGCUGUCAAUUGGUCCGGUGGGUUGCACCAUGCUAAGAAGUGUGAGGCUUCAGGUUUUUGCUAUGUGAAUGACAUAGUGCUUGCCAUCUUAGAGCUUCUUAAAGAUCACCAGAGAGUCUUGUAUGUAGAUAUUGAUAUCCAUCAUGGUGAUGGUGUUGAAGAGGCCUUUUAUACUACAGACAGGGUCAUGACGGUUUCAUUUCAUAAAUAUGAAGAUUAUUUUCCCGGUACUGGGGAUAUAGAAGAUAUCGGACAUGGGAAGGGGAAAUAUUACUCCCUUAACGUCCCAUUAGAUGAUGGUAUUGAUGAUGAGAGCUAUCAAAUUCUGUUUAAGCCAAUAAUGAGCAAAGUGAUGGAAGUUUUUAAGCCCAGUGCUGUGGUGUUGCAAUGCGGUGCCGAUUCAUUGUCUGGAGAUAGAUUGGGUUGCUUCAAUCUCUCAAUUAAAGGGCAUGCAGAAUGUGUGAGAUAUAUGAGGUCUUUUAAUGUACCAUUGCUAUUGCUGGGUGGCGGCGGAUACACUAUACGCAACGUAGCUCGUUGCUGGUGCUAUGAAACCGGAGUUGCUCUUGGAAUAGAACUUGAAGAUAAAAUGCCACAGCAUGAAUAUUAUGAGUAUUUUGGCCCGGAUUAUACUCUUCAUGUCGCUCCGAGUAAUAUGGAGAACAAAAAUUCUCGUCAAAUGUUAGAAGAAAUGCGAUCAAAGCUGCUAGAAAAUCUCUCAAAACUUCAGCAUGCACCAAGUGUUCAAUUCCAGGAGCGCCCCCCGGGUACUGAACUUCCAGAGGAUGAUGAGGAUCAAGAUUGUAAAGAUGUAAGGUGGCGGGAUCAUGAUUCUGAUGUAAAGUAUGAACCGAGGGAUGAAGUUUGGAACACACAACCUACGCGAGUAAAGAGGGAGAUUGUGGGACCUGAAGCCAGUGUCACUGAUUCCAUGCAAAUUGAUCAACGCGAGGAGUAUGUGAAUCGGCAUUCAAAGAUCCAAUAAUACUAAAGAUCCAAAAAUUGUGGUCAUACAACAAUUUUAUAGUAGUGUAUCAGAGAUGAAUAGACUAUAAGCCAUAGUUUGCCCCCUCCCCUCGAAAUUCGUCCAAAACUCUCCAUUGAGACAAAACCUUUAAGCUUGUUUGCUGCAGGGAUUUCAGAAGGAACAGGGGAGGAUAGAUUUUUAUGUAGCGUUAGACUAGAAACAAUUAUAUGAUCGAUUAAUUCAUGUAUUCCUAUAUAGUUUUUUGUCACCACUAUAUUUUCAAUCAUCUAAAUGUAGAAAUAAUUUUGAAUAUAAAUAUUGAUCCCUUCUCUCCCUCCUAACCGAGCCA